Molecule: messenger RNA, 2610 nt
Organism: Pseudovirgaria hyperparasitica
Lineage: Eukaryota; Fungi; Ascomycota; Dothideomycetes; Acrospermales; Acrospermaceae
Product: Bromodomain-containing protein
Exons: 3
Coding region: 1-2610 (869 amino acids)
Biological process (GO): regulation of DNA-templated transcription; chromatin remodeling
Cellular component (GO): chromatin; nucleus
Source: RefSeq, a predicted model, not a curated record
AUGGCAGUGAUGGCAUCAUCAUUCAUGGACAAACCGUCCAUCGAAUCAAGACCUGUCGUCACAUCAGCUGGCAUUAUAACAGUCACUGUAGACACCAAUGGGGCAACACCUGAUCCAUCCUCACUCGAAAACGGCAACUCUACUCCAGAGCAGACGGUCACUUUGGCGGACGAACAGCCGUCGCUUGUUGCGAAGUCAGACAACGAUAAUGCCUCCGAUCUAGACAUGACAAUUGCGCCUGCCGACGAAGUCACUAACGGUAUUGCGCCAGUCGCGCCCUUCCUACCUGACCCAACUCCGAAUUCAGAUCCUAUCACCGGAAUACCUCCCUUAGUCGACGCACCGACGUCUGCUAUUCGCGCCGACUCUUCUGAAGAGUUACCACAGCUCUCACUCGGAGCUAACCCCGAUAUCAUGGACACGACAGGCGACACUACAACUUCGGUUCAAGAAUCCCAAAUUGUUCUCACUCCUGAGACAGACACGAAAGUACAUAAUGCGACACGAAAAGAAGACCCUGCCCCGCAGAUCGAUGCCUUGGCUCCAAUCGAACCCACUACAACAAACAAUGCAUCAAUAGCUGACGUAGAUGAAAAAAUGGCUGACUCGACUGGAGAUAUUCCACCUACUACGGAUGAGGCUAUGUCAGACGCUCCAUCGCAGUCGAAAGUACGAGCACGUGAAGAUGACGACGUCGAACAACGAUCUCCAAAGCGCGUGAGAACUGCAGAUGCAGAGUCAAUUGAUGCAGACCCGCCGGCGUCGGGCAUGUCCAAGGUCGAGCCGACAAUAGUGUCUGAGCAGAUACCUCCAAUUGCCCAAGAGAGUACCACAGCUGAAACACCUAGUACCGACACAGCGCCAGCAACAACCCAGGUAAUAGCGAACACGCAAUACACCCCGAUAUUGGCUCAGUUCGACUCGGAGCCGCUGCUACCACGGCAAAAAGCAGGUUUGCUCCGCGUCUUACAGAACGCGAAAAAGGCAAAAGCUGCGCUUGCUUUUAAGGAACCCGUGGACCCGGUCGCGCUUGGCAUCCCCACCUAUCCCAGUAUCGUGUCACACCCAAUGGAUCUGAAGACCAUGGAGACUAAGCUCAAGAACGACAAAUAUGGCACAGUGGACGAAUUCAUCUCUGAUAUGUGCCAGAUGGUCAAGAACUCAUUUCUUUUCAAUGGAUCAUCGCAUCCCGUAUCGACUGCAGGCACCGUUCUAGAAGCAUUCAUGGCAAGAGCUAUAAAGUCCAAUGCCACUCGGGGCAGUGUGCAGGUCCCACAGCCUGCCAAGCCAGCUCCCUCGGCUCCUACCAAGAAGGAGACGCGUCGUCGAUCUACCACUAAAUCAGAGAAACCCGUCAUUCCACAUCCGGCUCCUGUUGCGGCAUCACCUACCACAUAUGCUCCUAUUGACGGUGUUCCCAUCAUUCGAAGAGACUCUACCACGAAUGAUGGCCGACCUAAGCGAGAGAUACAGCGCCCGAAGCCAAGAGAUUUGCCAUAUAGCGUCAAGCCCAAAAAGAAGAAAUUCCAGAUCGAACUGAGAUUCUGCGAACACGUGAUGAAUGAGGUGAAAAAGCAGAAAUACGCGAGAAUCUCCUGGCCAUUCGCGAAUCCUGUAGAUCCUGUGGCACUCAAUAUCCCGACUUAUCACAAGGUUAUCAAGAAACCUAUGGACAUGAGCACCAUAGACAAGAAGCUCAAGCAAGGCGAUUAUCAGACGUCAAAAGAUUUUAAAGCCGACUUCGAUCUGAUGUUCGCCAAUUGCUUCAAGUUCAACCCCGACAAUGAUGAAAUCAACAAGAUGGGCAAAGAGUUUCAGGCUAUAGUGAACGAAUUAUGGGCUGGAAAAGAAACAUGGAUUGCGAACCAUCAGCCACCUUCAGACCCAGUUUCAUCUGCGGAGGAGUCUGACGAUGAUGAAGCAAGUGAUGACGAACAAGACACACGUCAGAGAGAUUUGCUAGACAUACAACGACAAAUCGCAAUGCUGAAUAGCCAAGCACAACAAAUUAUUGAGAGUGCAACUAAGCAGGCGUCACCGAAGGCGCAUGGGAAGAAGAAUGGCAAAACUGGUAAGAGCAGUAAGCAAAAGAAGAACAGCGGUGGAACGGCAUCAUCGAAGCCUGGCAAGUCCAAGAAAGCCAAGAACGUGACGCCUUUGACGUUCCAACAAAAACAAGAGAUUUCGGAGUCGAUCAGUGAACUGAGUGAAGCCGACAUGGGAAAAGCAAUGCAAAUAAUCCGCAACGGUUGUCCAAACCUAAGCAAUGGCAACGAUGAAGAGCUCGAGAUAGAUAUGGAGAUGAUUCCCGAGGACGUCCUGCGUCAGCUGUACAAGUUCGUCCGUAACAAACGACCAUCGAUGCAGAAGAACGAUGAGAUCUCGGACGACGAGUUUGAGCCCCCAAAGUCUGCAGCUCCCAAGACGACCAAGAGCAAGAAGAACAAGCCAAUGAACAAGAAGGAACAGGAAGACAGCAUUGAGGCUAUAAAACGUCAACUCGAGACGUUCAAGCAGGGUGGUUCAGGAUCUGAAGAGCCAGUAUCUCCAGCGAACCAGGACGACUCAAGCAGCGACGAUGAUGCGGCUUCAGAGAGUGAAGAGGAGUAG